Messenger RNA from Eruca vesicaria subsp. sativa (arugula), 555 nucleotides. NCBI's taxonomy places the organism in Eukaryota, Viridiplantae, Streptophyta, Magnoliopsida, Brassicales, Brassicaceae. The record is from the annotation of a GenBank genome assembly.
AUGAUGAAACCCUCAGCGAAAUCAAUACAGAGAGUUGGUCGUUUCUUAAGGAAAAGCCUUGGGAGCAUCAAAUCCACUGUCUGCUUUGGUAAACACCACAACUUCCCUAACAACAAUACUCCACUCUUGAGCCCCUUCUCAUGCAGUCUUCACCGCUCAUGUCCACAAGAUUCCCAAACUGAAGAAACGUACAGCAUUGUCUCUUGUGAGAGCAAGGCUGUUGCUGCAGAAACCAGAGAUGAGAGACUCAUCAACAAAAGCCAACAUAAGAAGAAACCGAAGAAAAAAGUUGCAGAGCCGCCAUUCGAGGAGGCCAGGAGAAGAGGUGACAUGCUGGCGCAAAAGAUGAAAGAUCUCAACAUGGUUGAUCUCAGAGACGUGGAACAUGCAUCGGAUGUAAAAGAAGCGCUUAGAUGCUAUUCAAGCAUUAGAAGCCCUGUCUACCUUGACAUCGUUGACAACUUCUUCACUGACAUGUACUACGAGUUCUCUGAUCCACGCACUUCUUCCUGUAUCAAUGGUUCAAGAAGAAAAGCAGGAUCUUUCAGACUCUAA